GUGUCCACUCUGCCCUCCUCCAACCUGAGCAGCCCCCUAAGGAGAUGGCAGCAGUCUUGAUUCUCCUGACAUUUCUUUUGCCUCUUGGAGCUGGUGCAGAGGAGAUCAUCGGGGGCCAUGAGGUCAAGCCCCACUCCCGCCCCUACAUGGCAUUUAUUUCAUUUGUGAAAGAUGAAGGGACAAGUGGUCUCUGCGGAGGCUUCCUGGUGAAAGAGAACUUCGUGCUGACAGCUGCUCACUGCAGGGGAAGCUCAAUGAGAGUCAUUCUAGGAGCCCACAACAUCAGCAUCCGGGAGGACACCCAGCAGAUUAUCCCUGUGCCAGAUGCCAUCCCACACCCAGACUACAAUCCUAAGGCUGGCUCCAGUGACAUCAUGCUCUUCAAGCUGGAGAGGAAGGCAAAGAGGACUAGAGCUGUGAGACCCCUCAGGCUGCCCAAAAGUAAUUUCCAUGUGAAGCCAGGGAAAGUGUGCUAUGUGGCUGGUUGGGGAAUGUUGGAUAUAAUGGGUAAAUUCCCAGAUACAUUGCAUGCAGUGGAGCUGAGAGUCCAGAGGGAUCAGGAGUGUGAGUCCCGUUUUCCUCAUCGUUACAACAAAGCCACUGCGAUCUGUGUGGGGGACCCAAAGAUCAAGUGAGCUUCCUUUACGGGGGAUUCUGGAGGACCUCUCGUGUGUAAAAACAGAGCUGCAGGCAUUGUCUCCUUUGGGCCUAAAAAUGGUUCAGCUCCAUGUGUCUUCACCAGAGUGUCAAGUUUCUUAUCCUGGAUAGAGGAAAUGAUGAAACGCACCUAACUACAGAGCAAACCAGAUCCCUACCUGACUCAUCAUCUUCCCUAAGGCAGAGUCCAGGAUUGUCUUAGGACAGAUGUCGGCAUCUCAAUAAAGGUCUCUUUGCAGAA
Molecule: messenger RNA, 898 nt
Organism: Arvicola amphibius (Eurasian water vole)
Lineage: Eukaryota; Metazoa; Chordata; Mammalia; Rodentia; Cricetidae
Product: granzyme C-like
Exons: 5
Coding region: 45-635 (196 amino acids)
Biological process (GO): proteolysis
Cellular component (GO): intracellular membrane-bounded organelle; cytoplasm
Molecular function (GO): serine-type endopeptidase activity
Source: RefSeq, a predicted model, not a curated record